AUGGACGUGUUAUCUGCCCAGUAUCGUGCUGCCAAAGACUUGUUCUUUGAUCCUGAUUGUCUCCGCUCCAGUCGAAGCUUUAGUGAGAUCUGUAGGGGUAGCAUUCAAGAGAUGGAAGCUUUCAUGGAUAUCUACGCGAAUUUCCUCUCUCGUCUUUCAACGUUCUCAGUUUACCGGGCUAAGUGCACUCAUUUGAGUGCCCUGUUGGAACACGCCCGUCAAGAGUAUGCUCUUGAUGUUGCUCAGCAGCCUUCGUCGAGUGAUGCUACUUCUACGGAUAAGAUAUCUUCGUUGGAGGAUGACAUGAGGAAAACUCAAAGGUCUCUGGAAGCUUGUUUAUUGGAUCUUGAGAGAGAUAAUAACGCUGCUAAGGUUUCCGAGGAGGGUCGCAAAGCUGCUGAUACUGCCUUGGCUGCUGAAUCUUCUAAAGCCAUAGAUGCUUGUGCCUCCUUAGCUAAGGUUACUGCGGAGCAUAAUGUAUUAACUUCUGAGGAGCAGUUGGUGGGUGCAAAUGCUAAGAUUAGCCGCCUUGAGGGUCAGAUAUCUGCGUUGGAAAUAUCUCGCCAGUUUGAUGCUACUGCUAAGUUUAAAUCUGAGGCACUUCAGCAAGCUAAUGAUCAGCUUAGUGCUCAGAUUAUGGAGCUCCGUCAGAAGUUGGCUUCAGAUAUAGAAGCUCAGGCUUCACAGAUGAAGGUGCAAUUUGAGCGUUCUGCCAUUGAUUACAUCAAUGAUGCUUUUACGGAGGCCAAGCUCCAGGCUGAGGGAGUGAUCUAUCUCCGUCUUCCUUACUCGUGA
Molecule: messenger RNA, 795 nt
Organism: Papaver somniferum (opium poppy)
Lineage: Eukaryota; Viridiplantae; Streptophyta; Magnoliopsida; Ranunculales; Papaveraceae
Exons: 4
Coding region: 1-795 (264 amino acids)
Source: RefSeq, a predicted model, not a curated record